AUGGCAGCCCCACCCUCAGGACCGAGCAACUCACGGCCGGACUCGCGUCGUCUCGCCGACUUUGCCGCCAAAGCAGCCGAAACCUUUGUCUCUGCCUACUACGCCGCGUCCGAUUCACCACAACGCACCAACCUCGUCCCCACCUUGUAUCUGCCCACCUCGUCGAUCGUCUGGAAUGGGACACCGGUGAGCGGACAGCAGGAGCUGACGGCGAUGCUCAACAGCAUGCCGGGCAGCAAGCAUGAGGUGCAGGCGUUUGACUGUCAUGCUCUUGGAGGAGCUGUAGACGGAGCUUCGUUCACACCCCCAUCAAUAACGCUCUCCGUCUCGGGCACAGUCUCGCAUCACACGCCCGAAUCCUCCUCCGCCCUCCACCCAUCCACCUCUGCACCCAAAUCAGCCACAUCCUCGACCCACGGUGUCAACCGCAACCGGACCAACUUUGACCCGGAUGCGCCGAUCACGAGCCACCCACGGGCGUUCUCGCAGAACUUUGUACUGGUCAACACGGAUGGCGAGGGCGGCGUGGCGUGCAGUAGCAAUGUCGGCAAGGAGGGAAGUGUCACCUUGACGGGCAAGUAUGUUGUUCAGGCCGACAGCUUUCGCUUUGUCGGGUAA
This is a messenger RNA of Kalmanozyma brasiliensis GHG001, 618 nucleotides long. RefSeq names its product Nuclear pore RNA shuttling protein Mtr2. Gene Ontology annotation, cellular component: nuclear pore central transport channel. NCBI's taxonomy places the organism in Eukaryota, Fungi, Basidiomycota, Ustilaginomycetes, Ustilaginales. Gene Ontology annotation, biological process: protein import into nucleus. Bases 1 to 618 code for a protein of 205 amino acids. The transcript is spliced from 2 exons. The record is from RefSeq and is a predicted model, not a curated record.